This is a messenger RNA of Lactuca virosa, 690 nucleotides long. NCBI's taxonomy places the organism in Eukaryota, Viridiplantae, Streptophyta, Magnoliopsida, Asterales, Asteraceae. The record is from the annotation of a GenBank genome assembly.
AUGCACACUUUUCGAUCCCCACAAAAAAUUCUCUUCAGACAUGGAAAGAGUUACAGAAAUGAAGACGCAGAUUUUUAUACAUUACAUGGAGAAGACCAGUUGCCAUUGUGCAGUAAACGUGGAUACAUUGGUAUAACACCAGUUCAGUUUCCUAGUGGCAGAAUUGUUGAUUCAUGUAAUGGAAUCAUCUGUUUGCGGAUUAAAAAUCAUUUGAGUCUAUGGAACCCUUCAAUUAGGUUCUUAUUAAGUGUGCCUGAAUGUCCUCGAAGUUCUGAACUCCCUUGGGCAGGGAUUGGGUUUGGAUUCGAUCCAAUCAGUGAUGAUUACAAAAUUGUCUUGAUAUCGUGUGCCAAAGACCAUUCAUUUGUUUAUGCUGUGAAGAGUGGCAUUUGGUGUGGAAUUGCUUCCCCUAAACCUCAGUCUACUUAUGUGUCAUAUCAGGCCUAUUUUUUCUGUGGAUUGUUUCAUUGGGAGGUACAAGGUUAUCAUACAGAAUCACAAGACAAAGGCAUUUCUUGUAUACUGACCUUCGAUUUGAACACUCAUGUUUUUGGUAUGAUUCCAUUGCAUGUACCCGGUUUGAGUUGGGUAGUGAACAGACUAACAACCAUCCAAGGUUCUCUAGCUUUGAUUUCUUGUGAAAGUUGUUUAAUUAGGUAUGGAGAGAUGCUUCUUGGUUUGUGGUUUUAA